Bactrocera oleae (olive fruit fly) is the source of this 2215-nucleotide messenger RNA. RefSeq names its product golgi pH regulator (gene GPHR). The record is from RefSeq and is a predicted model, not a curated record. Gene Ontology annotation, molecular function: voltage-gated monoatomic anion channel activity. Gene Ontology annotation, cellular component: Golgi cisterna membrane. Gene Ontology annotation, biological process: intracellular pH reduction. NCBI's taxonomy places the organism in Eukaryota, Metazoa, Arthropoda, Insecta, Diptera, Tephritidae.
AUUAUUAAAACAAAAUUAAUAAUACUGUAACUUAUACGAAAUCGUUUUCAGUAGCUUAUACAUAUUUAUUUGAAAAUGCAAAUGUAAGAAUAAAAAGUUUAUUAAUCUAUUUAAAUUAAAGUUUGAAUAUAUAUAUUUAAAAAGCUACAACUGAGACAAUCGCAAUUUUUUCAUUAACAAUUUUUAUGCAUUUUGAGCAACUGGUCACUUAAAUUCACACAGCUGUCAGGCAACAUUUGUUUACAUCUGAUUUUUUGCCAUUUGUGAUUUGUUGGCUCUUUCCGGCUUUUACGUUUAUUAAAAAAAAUCUGCAAUUUCCUAUUUUAAUGUAUAUUUCGUAUAAUAAAAAAUGGUACUAAAUAGACGAAAAGUGUAAUAAGAUUUUAAAUAUUAAAGCAUUCACAAAUACCACAGCGGUAUGGCAUUUUUUGAAGACUGUAUAAUCGUGUUCGUAUCGCAGAUCCUGUUCUUUACUGGAGGCUGGCUAUUUUUUAUGAAACAACUAUUUAAGAACUAUGAAAUACGACACAUUUCCGUACAACUCAUAUUUUCGGUGUGCUUUGCACUCUCGCUCACGAUGUUUGAGUUGAUAAUAUUCGAGAUUUUGGGCGUGCUUGAAUCGAGUUCACGUUAUUUCCACUGGCGUCUGGGUUUAACGCUGUUACUACUCAUGGUAAUAGCUGUUAUACCACUAUACAUUUUAUAUUCCGUGAUACAUAGUUUAUCUUUUGUAUCUGACAAAGCGGUGCGUAUAUUGACCGUACUCUGUUGGUUCGUAUUUCUAUAUGGGCUCUGGAAAAUUGGUGAUCCAUUCCCACUGCUGAGCGUUUCACAUGGAAUUUUCACCAUCGAACAAGGUGUAUCGCGUAUUGGCGUAAUUGGUGUAACCGUGAUGGCUGUACUGUCUGGUUUUGGUGCGGUUAACUGCCCAUACCAAAGCAUGACUUAUUUUAUAAAACCUGUCUCGCAAAGUGACAUUAUAAAUUUGGAACGGCGCUUACAGCUAACAGUCGAUAUGAUUGUAGCGAAAAAGAAGCGCAUUGCGCUUGAAAUGCAUAGGCGCAAGAAAGAAACCCAAAACAAGAAAGGUUUAUGGAAUAUAUUAAGUUCGGCAGUUAAUCGUUUGGAUAGCAGUGGUCAAGAUAUUGGCCAACUGCGUUUAGAGAUUUACGGUUUAGAGGAACUGAUGCGUCAGCUUUUCAUGGAAAUCAAUUCUAUGAAAAAUAUGCAAGAACGCCAAAGGUGGUCGCAAACGUUGCAGGGUAGAUAUUUUAAUGUUUUGGGACACUUUUUCAGCAUAUACUGCCUGUAUAAGAUUUUUAUUUGCACGGUUAAUAUUAUAUUUGACCGUGUGGGUCGUAAAGAUCCUGUAACACGCGGCCUAGAGAUUGCCGUGCAUUGGUGUGGCUUCGAUAUAGAUCUUGCUUUCUGGAAUCAACAUAUAUCCUUUUUACUUGUUGGCUGUAUUGUCGUGACGUCCAUACGUGGUUUGCUGUUGACAUUGACGAAGUUUUUCUACAGAAUUUCGUCUAGUAAAUCAUCAAACAUUAUUGUGUUAAUAAUGGCGCAAAUAAUGGGCAUGUACUUCUGCUCCUCAGUUCUACUGAUGCGUAUGAACUUGCCUGCCGAAUAUCGUGUUAUAAUUACUGAAGUUCUAGGAAGUCUGCAUUUUAAUUUCUAUCAUCGUUGGUUUGAUGUUAUAUUCCUGGUUAGUGCACUGAGCACUAUAUUAGUACUAUAUUUAUCUCAGAAACCGAAAUAUGAUGCCAGCAUAGAUUAGUGAAAAAUUUGCCUACGAUUUACAACAAAAAAGUUCUUUAUAGUUAAAAAAAAACUUUUUGUAAUAUAAUGUUACAAUAACUAUAAGUAAGCACAUAUGUGUAUGUAUGUGUGUUUCGUACAAGUACAUGUACUCGUAUUUAGUAAACCAAAAAUAUUUAAUUGAAUAAUUGUAAAUUCUGUUAAGCUUAGUCUAUUAUAAUUAACUGAAACUACUAAAGCUAUAAACCAUUUUAUGUCUGCAUGUGAAACAUAGUAGAUUAUUUGGAUUAUUCCGCAAACGCACAAAUCGCAUGCGAUUAAUACGGAAUAAAGUAUUUUAUCACUGCUAACGCAUAUUGCAUUAAAAUAUUCCAUUAUUUUAAAGCAAUCAUACUACAUGUAUUCUUAUGAAAUUAUUUUUAAUAAAUAAAGCUAUUAAAUUUGUAUACAAGAA